Messenger RNA from Aureobasidium subglaciale EXF-2481, 978 nucleotides. RefSeq lists its product as uncharacterized. Lineage: Eukaryota; Fungi; Ascomycota; Dothideomycetes; Dothideales; Saccotheciaceae. Gene Ontology annotation, molecular function: DNA-binding transcription factor activity, RNA polymerase II-specific; zinc ion binding. The transcript has 2 exons. The coding region runs from base 1 to 978 and encodes 325 amino acids. The record is from RefSeq and is a predicted model, not a curated record. Gene Ontology annotation, biological process: regulation of DNA-templated transcription.
AUGAGUGAGUUCUCGCCAAUCGCAUGCGAGAUUUGCCGCACCAAAAAGCGAAAGGUAGGCGUCGAGUAUAUCUCCGCAGAGCUUGAUGUUUUCUUAUUCGUUCGUGCAGUGCGACAGAAACAUGUAAGCCGAACUUCCAUCUCGGAGUCAAAUCACAAACCAGAUCUGAGUUCUCACAGCCCAACAUGCUCGCAAUGCGUGCACGCGAGUCAAACUUGCACGUACCCUGGCACUAGCAAGAGGGGCCUCCCUUCCGGAUACAUUGCGAAGAUCGAAGAACGCCUGGCGCAAACAGAAGCUGCGUUGCUGCAAGCUCUUUCGAGUUUACAUGCUUUGGAAGCACAACGAGUGAGGGAAGUCAGAGAGCCUGUUCACGCAUUAUCUGCGUUAUCAGAACGACCACGAGAGCUUGAGUUCAAUGAGAUACGGUUGGCAAAUGUGGAGAAUUGGAAGGCGUUUCCUCUGGGAAAUGAAUCGCAGCAAGUCGAGUGGAUGCGAUAUAAGCUGGCAAAAAGUGACGGUCUGCACGACCAGGAAGGAGCUGCGACCCAUAUCGCAGAGACCGAGCUGUCGCGAAUGUCUGGCGACUCCACGGUGCGCGAUCAACUCGGACCAGCGACCAAACGACGAAAAGCUGCCAUGACAGACACACAAAGACAAGCUCUUGCUACGCCGCCUCCUCAAGCUCCUGUAGCAGCAGCAUCGAUUUCUCAAGGCACCACAAGUCAGAGGGCAGAUCAACAAGCUCAUUGGCCUAUCCGAACACCUCAACACACCGCCGCCAAUUUGCAGCUCGGGUCUAAUGCCACCAGACAUAGCACAGGGUACGAGUCUCCUUUGGGCCAACAUGUCUUGGAGACAACCAUUUUCGUCAGUCCAAAUGCCGCAACUAUCAGAAACGCACCUACCCUUUCCGAAGCAGCGCCGCCCAGCGAAGCCAAGAGAUUGAGCGCAUUGCACUCGCGGAAGUAUUUCUAG